AAAGUCUACCAGGAGAUUGGCUCACAAAUCUCAAUAAGCCAGCUAUGGGUCGCAGAAAGACCUGCAUUAAAAAUAGGCUCAAGAACCUGCAUAAAAAUCCCCCUAAAGUCAAGUCCCAAGCACCAGAACUUGUCAAGCUGUAUCGCUCGGGUCCACAAGAUGGAAGAUAUGGAAAAGCAUUACAUAAUCACAAGAACCAGCAUAAUUCUGCUAUCGAGCAUCACAUUGUUAUAUUUGACCUUGUAGAGGAAAGGACAUUUCCUGAUUGUGUUACGAAGGAUUAUGAUUGGGAAAAGGUCCUGGUGUCACUCACACUCAAACUUGGAGGAAUUUUGUAUGCCAAUCUUCCAUGUAAGAACGAGCGCCUGUAUCUUCUAGGCGACGCGAAUGUGCUCAUCGAGCGAGCGGGCCCAAAUUUGCGUCCUGCUUCAGCUAGUAUCAACUCCUUAUUGGAAUGGUUGAUUUCCCUCAGAAUGAAAGCUGGUAUUUUCCAGACGACGGGAAUGUAUUUAUCGAGCGAGCGAGCUGGAAAUACGGACCACAAUGGCGAAACUAAACAUGAAACUAAGCAGGAAAGCGAGCACCUUCCGAAGAACAACAAUGCAUUCAUCAACAAUCCGUGGGAAGAAGUGUUUGCUUUGCGCACCAGCCGAGCUCAGGGCUUGAUAACGACAUCUUAUAUAUUACAUACGUAUCACUGCAAUUGGGUAUCUCUGCACCGUGCUGCAGGAUUUUUGCACGCUGUUGGCACAAAGCUAAAAAAUAUAGAGACCGCGCAGCCUGCGCUCUUUCAUCUAGAUGCAUCUUAUCAAACUCAACCUGAAAGAUCCGCGCACCAGGACUUGAAUGAUGGCUUGGGGAUUGUUCCCAUGCGUGACGGCCCGUUUGCACGAAACUGA
Molecule: messenger RNA, 899 nt
Organism: Suillus plorans
Lineage: Eukaryota; Fungi; Basidiomycota; Agaricomycetes; Boletales; Suillaceae
Exons: 9
Coding region: 45-899 (284 amino acids)
Source: RefSeq, a predicted model, not a curated record